Messenger RNA from Triticum aestivum (bread wheat), 1830 nucleotides. RefSeq names its product ETHYLENE INSENSITIVE 3-like 5 protein. Bases 215 to 1591 code for a protein of 458 amino acids. The transcript has a single exon. Gene Ontology annotation, cellular component: nucleus. Gene Ontology annotation, molecular function: DNA binding; DNA-binding transcription factor activity. The record is from RefSeq and is a predicted model, not a curated record. NCBI's taxonomy places the organism in Eukaryota, Viridiplantae, Streptophyta, Magnoliopsida, Poales, Poaceae.
AACAUAGAGCUCAAAUUCCCGAGACACGUCCUUUGGCCAGAUUCAUGGCAUGGGCUCGUAGCCACGCCACGACAUCACCCGCCCGCCGGCCCGGGCGGCCACUGAAUUCUCCUCGACUGGCCACGUCGACCGCGGGCGGCGGGCGCGCAUAUAAAUAGUUCGCCGGUGCAACCAUUCGUUCGUCAUAGAUCUUGUGCUAAUUAUCAGUUACUCCAUGGAUAAAGGCAUUCACGGCAGGAGCCCUCUUUCUGCAGAGUCGGCCGGCAUGGAGCACGGGGACGGACUCGGCGGUCCAGACCCUGGCGGGCAGCAGCGGGAGGAGGAGGAGAUCAGUGACUCCGAAUCAGGCUCUGAAUCGCUCGAGAUCUCCGACCUCAAGAAGCGCAUGUGGAAGGACCAGAUGCUGCUCACGAGGCUCGAGGGCCGCGCCGGCGCCAGGGGCAUGGCGCCGGCUCCAGCUGCCCGCGCAUCCUCGUCGUCAUCGUCGGGCCAGGAGGAAACCCCCGACGUGCGGUGCCGCCGCAAGGCCAUGCUGCGGGCGCAGGACGGCGUGCUCCGGCACAUGCUCAGGAUGAUGGAGGCCUGCAACGCGCGCGGGUUCGUGUACGGCGUCAUCGACGAGGCCGGCGAACCCAUGUCCGGCUCCUCCGACAGCCUCCGCGGCUGGUGGAAGGAGAACGUGAGCUUCGACCGCGCCGGCCCAAUGGGCCUGGCCGGCCCCAUGGGCGAGAGCCCGGUCGCCCUGGCCUCCUCCCUCCAUCGUCUCCAGGACAUCCAAGAUAGCACGCUCGGAUCCGUGCUCUCCGCGCUCAUCCAGCACUGCGAGCCACCGCAGAGGAGCUUCCCGCUGGAGCGCGGCCUGGCGCCGCCGUGGUGGCCGACGGGGCACGAGCCCUGGUGGGGCACGCAGGGCGAGAUGCAGGCCCACCAGGGCGUGCCGCCGUACCGGAAGCCGCACGACCUGAAGAAGGCGUGGAAGAUCUCCCUGCUCAGCGCGGUGAUCAAGCACAUGAGCCCGCGCUUCGACCAGAUGCGCAAGCUCGUGUGGCAGUCCAAGCGGCUGCAGCAGAAGAUGAGCGCCAAGGAGUCCGAGACCUGGUCCAAGGUGCUUAGGCAGGAGGAGAAGCUUAGCAGCCGGCUAAAGAGCUCGCUGCGGAUCACGCCGUUCGAUCAGGAGCACGCGGAUGAGGACGAGGACGACGAGGAGGAGGGGAAGAAGAAGAAGGUUGGGAAGGAGAGGGACGACGAUGGCCUGGAGAGCGUUGUGCGCGGCGCGCAAGACAAACGCAAGCGCGAGAUCUCUCGCAGCGGCAGGUCGGGUGGGAGCGGAUCAGAGCUGACCAUAAUGCUGCCGGAUCAGCUCGCUACUGCGAUCACAGAGGAGAGCCGGAGCCCGAUCGACGAGCUCAUGAAGCUGUACUAUGGCUGCAUGCAGGGUGUCGAAACCUAUGGUGACCGGGAAAAGGACGAUCUGACGCCGAUGCAUUCCGUAUUGCUGGGCGGCAUAGAUGAGGUGGCGCAGGAUGUGCUCUAUGAUAUCAUCGGGAGCUGCCCUGAAGUAGAUCAUGUGCUGCGCUUAAUGGGAGAGUGACAUAGCCACGCAGUCAGUUGUCCUACCUAUGUCUAUGUUAUGCACGGUUAUUAGUUAGGAGUAUUAUUGAAUACUUUUACUGCACUAUUUCCAUGUUGGGAUUGCUUUUUCGUUUUGAGAUGUUGGUAUUGUUAGUUAGGGAAGGGUAUUUCAUAUGUCAUGAAAUACGGCGUAUGAUCAUUUCUCUUAUGUGACAACUUUGUACUAAAUCAGUGACACUUAUUGUGGGGUGGAGAGAG